AUGGCUCCCCAGGGGGACCUCCGAACUGCUACGGUGACUUACAUCCGUUGGGAGAGGGUGGCAGCGGUGAGUCGGGGAUUGCAGACUUUCACGCAUGUCAUCUUUGUCUUGCUGAAGCGGGACAAAGUGAUUUUUGGCAUGACCGUAUUGCAGACCAUCUUGACCAUUUUCUUUGAUUAUCUUUUUGCAAGCGAACUCCCUGGCUCCUUCCGCUUUGGAGUCCUUGGUCUGGCCAUCUCAGCCACUUGCACCUACACCUUGCUAUUUCUCCUUGCUUUGCGCUACCUCCCGAAAUUGUUUGUUCCCCCUUUCAAUUGGACCUGGCUCAUGAAAUGGUGGUGUGGGGGUCGAUGGGCCGGACUUGCUGGUUUCCUUGCAGAACCUUAG
Messenger RNA from Durusdinium trenchii, 387 nucleotides. The record is from the annotation of a GenBank genome assembly. NCBI's taxonomy places the organism in Eukaryota, Dinophyceae, Suessiales, Symbiodiniaceae.